GAGGCCACUGCGCAUGCGGGCGUGUCUCCCGGGGACGCUAGAGCUGGCGGGUGCGAGGCCUCUCCGGUAGGUCUGCCGUGCGCGGGGUUCUGCACCUCGGAGCCCAGCUUGCACGUUCCAUCACUGGUGCUUCUCCGCUUGCUCAGGAUACCACCACGUAGGCCUCUGUUGCAGAAAUCGCCAGGCUUCUAAAGGGCCGCAGACUCGGGCCGACCUUGGCGACAGACUUGAGCGUUCCCGGCAGAUCUGAGUGCACGAGUUAGAUGCAGACGUGGGUUUGCAGAAGGUUUCAUUUUGCCCCAGUGUUGCAGCUACUCCUUGGCACCAUUAGCUUCUCAGAACGGUCUUCCCCGGCCUCGACUGAAAGCUGAGGUGCGAAAACUCAGAAAAGCGGUUGUUAUUCUUUCCGGGUGAGGCUUCCACAGAGGAUCAAGAAGAGGGAGCACCCUGAUUCCCCUUGCAACCGGAUAGAGAGAGACCUGUUCCUUUGGGUAGAGAUCGGUCUCUUUGUCUUCCCCCUCACAACCGUGACCUGUUAACGUUCCCAUAUUUGCCACACAAAAAAAUGAGUGACCGCUAUCUAGAGCAAAGGAUGAGUAUAAAAUUUUGCGUGAAAAGGAACAAGUCUGUAAGUGAGACCCACUACCUUUUAAAAGAAGCGUAUGGGACUGAGGUCAUGUCGAGGGCCAGAGUUUAUGACUGGCACAAAAGGUUUAAAGAAGGGCGGGAAGAUGUUCGAGAUAAUGCUCGGAGUGGCCGUCCAGUGACCCACCGGACGGAUGAAAAUAUCCAGAAGGUCAAGGACUUGGUUUAUUCAAACAGGCAGCUAACAGUGAGGAUGAUGGCUGAAAAGUUAAAUUUAGACAAAGAAACUGUUAGACUUAUUCUGAAGGAAAACUUGAACAUGAGAAAAGUUCCUGCCAAAGUUAUAUCAGGUAUUCGGAAGGGUGAACCUAAACCUGGGAAACUUGACUUUCUUUCUGGUCAUUCCAAAGAAAGUAGGAAAAAUGGCUUGUGUCUGAAGAAAGAGGUAGCAAGUUCUGAAACAUGGAGUCACCUCCAGUGCGAAGCUGGUGGGGAAAUGCCGCUGCCUGAACCUCAUCCCAGAACCCACUCUCCUGCCAGCCAGUCCAAGGCCUGCUCUUCAACAAGCCUUCCCCCCAGGGCAGCUCAGGAUUGGUUCACCCUGUGGUGAAAGGACCUCCCCGAGGGAGCUGAACCUGAGCUAGAAAGCUGCCUCACUGUUAGGCACCUUCAUUUACUGCUUCUCUACAUUCAAUCUUGUCUGCCACCCUCCAUGCCAUGGCUCUCCUAGUUACUCUGCUGGACUGUUGGGCCCGCCAUCUUCCUUGCUGUUCUCCACAGCUUUGAAAAAUCUUUAGCUGUUAACUUCUAAUGUUUGCUUGUUCUUUGAUUUCUUUUACUUAACAAGUUUGGAUCUCUUCACUGCCCAGGCCUUAGAUCAUUGUGGCUGUCUUGUUCCUAUGUUCUUAACGGUUCUGCCUCAGGGAGUCACACCAGUGAGAGGUGGGAGCAGAUCUCCUGCUGGAGUCUGUAUCCGCCCAGGGAGGCAUACUCUUCCGGGAGGGACCCCAAGAGAAGGCCUCCAGUUCCAGUCUGCUUCACAGUCAGGGCCAGAGGUAUGGUCCAGAAGGGAAUAUCAUGCUGAUAUAGUGAGCAAUACUAAGGGUCAGUGUGGCCCAAAUGAUUCAUUGUGACCGCCCCCCCCCCCUGCCCAAAUUGGUUGGCCAACCCAUAUUUGUAUUGAUCUACCCCUCACAAAAGAGCUGGGUUUGUUUCAUUUUAGUCCUGUGCUUUCGACCCCCCUCCCCCCCAAUCCCAUCCCUACUCAUUUGGGGUAUCUUCUCUGCUGGAAGAGGAGGAUCUGAUCCCUGAAAAUAUAAACCAAGGGACUCAAACCCAGGCUGUGCUGUGUGGGGAGGGAAACCAGGUGACACCCUAGAUCCUGUAUUAAGGGAGUCUGCUGUCUACGUGCUCAUGUCGAUACCCACACAGCAGCCUGAUUUUAGUGACUAUCACCAACAUUUUGAGCACCUGCAUUUUUAGAACUUUGCUGGACACUGAUAGUGUGACCUUAUGAUACAAAAUCACCAAGUGCUGGGUAGAUUGCAUGGUAGGUGGUUCUUGAGCAGGAUCUAUAAGGAAAGAUAGAGCAAGGGGCUAGGAAGUUAGGGAGAGCUUUCCAGGCAGGUGGAACAGCAUGAGGCUUGGAAGCUACAUUAGUAAGAAAAUGAUGGUACUUUUGGCUGAAAUAGCAAAGUCCAAGGAGGAAGAUAAUGGUAUUGCAGAAGAUUAACAAUUUGGAAUCAUUUUACUUCCUCUCCUCUGCUCCAAACUCUAUGCCAGUCUAUGAAUAGUGGAUAGGUUUAUAAUAACCUACUUACUUCAUUAUAAUAACCUACUUAUUUGAUUAUUAUCUCAUCAACCCCUUCUCCCCAAAGCAAUCUAUAUACUAGUAAGUUCAAACCCCUUAUAUUUUCCUGCCUCUCUGCCAGGACUUAUGGAAUGGAUCUUUUCUCAAGUGGAUUCCAAGUAAUGAAACAUCUCAGCAUGUCUGGUGGAGGUGAAGGAUGGUCGGUAAUCAAUACCCUGUUUCCCCGAAAAUAAGACAGUGUCUUAUAUUAAUUUUUGCUCCCAAAGAUGAGCUAGGUCUUAU
This is a messenger RNA of Pipistrellus kuhlii (Kuhl's pipistrelle), 2677 nucleotides long. RefSeq names its product GVQW motif containing 3 (gene GVQW3). Lineage: Eukaryota; Metazoa; Chordata; Mammalia; Chiroptera; Vespertilionidae. The record is from RefSeq and is a predicted model, not a curated record.